Messenger RNA from Folsomia candida, 2589 nucleotides. RefSeq lists its product as uncharacterized. The transcript has 8 exons. The record is from RefSeq and is a predicted model, not a curated record. Gene Ontology annotation, cellular component: cilium. NCBI's taxonomy places the organism in Eukaryota, Metazoa, Arthropoda, Collembola, Entomobryomorpha, Isotomidae. The coding region runs from base 413 to 2230 and encodes 605 amino acids.
UAUCCAUACAUAUAUGUCAAUUACCGUCGUCGUAACUUACUCACUAGUCAUACAGCCAAUCAACCUCUGAGAGUUGUGAACUGAAUUGGCUUGAAGAUAGAUUUUCUACUUGGUCGUCUAUAGUGCUCCAUGAAAUGGUAGCAUUUGUACAAAGCGAGUAAUAUGUAAAUGGAGACAUGGCAGCAUAACAUACACACAACAUAAGAGUAUGGGUAGAAAGCAGGAAAGCAGAACAUUGGUAGUGGCGGAAUUUCUCUCUUACGAUGAUAUGAGAUCGAUAACCACCCGACCCAACCAGCAAACGAGUAAGCAAGCGAUACCACAAAUUGCAACGGUCUUCAUUCCCUUAUAGCUCGUGAGUUAGUUUAGCUCUAGCUUAGUUGGUGGUGGGCAACUCAUCCUACGCGCUGCCAUGCCGGCGAAUCUGACCACUUCUCUGGUCAAGUUCCACUCUACGCCAAAUAUGGUGGUUGACAGUGGUGGGAGUGGUUCAAGUAGUAAGCAUGUGACCCGGUCCAUGAACAAGUACCUAGUUCCUACGAACAAUAGUAGUGGUGGUGCCCCCUCGAGUCCGAGCAGCAGUGGUGAUUACUGUGGGGGCAACAGACCUCCGUUCAUCACGACGGUCACCAGAGGCAAAUUCCUUCCCUCCAAGUUUGAUCUCAUGAUGGUGGAAAAAAGCUUGUUCACUUUCUCCAGCCGACCUCGACCCGUGGGGUUGGUCACGAAGCAUACGUGCUCCUUGACGGGGGGACCUUUGAAGGAAUACAACGUCAAUUGCAUACCGCCACGCGGGGCUCACGACUACUACAAUAUGAUGUAUGACCCACACAUUUUUCGAGGUCGAGCCACAACCAGCACAGCACUUCCAACUCCCAAGAACAAAUUAGGAGAGAACAACGGGAACGAAAACAAACCUGUGGUGGUGAACAACAAGGACAAUGGGACAAGUGCUGAACCCAAGGCUAGGAGAAAGCGGACCACCACAACUUUAUACACUGUAAACGGUAACGGAACUGGCGGUGGUGGGAACAACCGUUACAAAAUCACGACACGGGUAACGACGAGAACCAGCAAAGGACUGAUGAAGUUGGCAGGUUGCAGCCAACAUACUCAUGUUCAGACGGAACAAUUUUUACAAGACUUGACCGGCGAUGCAUCCCCCGAUGAAAGGGAUGCAGUUGUCCAGACUGAUUCGAUUCAAGAUCUCAAAUGCACCACCUCGUCUUCAAAUAGGGCCAAAAAGGGGGGUAGUAAAAAUGGGGUUUUGCCCGCAUUGGUGAAAAAUGGGGUGGAUGCGUCAACCCAAGUUCUUCCGGGAGAACUGUUCUCGUUCGAUGAGGAAGUUCAGCCCUUGGUGGAGGCUUUAGUGGGAAAGAUUCUGCAGCAGUCGAUGCUGGAGACAAUGGAGGAGGAAGAGAUUGCUGCCUUGCAAGAGCAGCAAAACAAGUUUCUAGAAAAGAGAAAGCACGAGGAAAAGUUGUUGAAACAAUUGCAGGAGGAGCAGCGAAAGAUUAGCGAAGAGAAAGAAAAACUGAAACUGCAGCUGAAUGGGGGCACCGUGUACGACAGCGGCGAGGGCACAUCUGCCACGAUUCAGCAUCCCCAAGAGCUGUUAAGUAUUCAAGACCGUGUGAUAUUGGAUCAAGCCAUCCGUUCAGCUUCAAGAAAUCAGCCAAAUGUUCCCACGUCCUAUUUGAUUGAGCUGUUACCUUCCGUCCUUAAUUCUUUACGACAGGAGGGAUAUCUCUCGGAGGUUGGAGAUGGAGACAUAUUUUCCAACUUUAUUCCCAUGUGGCAAAGUUCCUCUAAAGCGGAAAGCGAAGCUGGUGAACCUUUCAGAACGGGGGACAAUUCUGGCUCCGCAAGUGCCGACCCGGAAGACGUAAUAAAACCCAACAACUCGACUGCUUCUCCGAGACCAGAUGACGACAAUUAUGACGACAGCAGUGUUGGGAAUGAUAAUUCUGUCAGUGACGACCGGGGUCGAGAGAAUUAUUCCACCCUCACCAACGUCACCCACACGACUACGAAUCCCGAAGAGGAGGAGGAGGAAGAAGACCUUGAUCAAACCAACAUAACGACGCCAGACUCUGUGCAAGAUCAGCAAACUAACAGCCGAGCUGAUGUUGUAAGUUCGCCGUCCAGUGAGACCCACCCAGCCUCCAUUGUCACCAAAAUACCCAGCUUUGAACGCACGGACGCUAACGUGACUGCAAUUGAGGGAUGAUCAGCAGAAAUAAUUAUUACCAAGUACAUAAUUGUCAUGAAAUACAUACACAUAUCUAAAGCGUAGCUGGAUCCGUUGUCAAUGUAUAAUUGUGUCCAGCAUCAUGAUAUGAACAAUCCUCCCAAAUCUUUAACAUUGCUACCUGUGAAUUUGACAACAAUUAAAUAACAACGACCCAUACAUACUGAACAAUUGAGCUGAAAUGGUAACCAAGCUGGUAAAUACAUGCUUCACUGUAAUACAUACACUAUACAUACAUCGGAAUGAGAGUAUACAUAACGUGUGUAAGCUAUAUCCGAACGCGUAGUUUUAGUUUGAAUAUUUUAUGCUGUGGCCAAUAAAGUCUGAUUAUAUAUUUA